AUGGUGAAAACAGUGCGACAUGUAAGAAAAGCUACACAACAAGAAGUAACUGUAGAACAUCCAGAGGAGGAAGGAAUAACUAGUGAUGUAGAAAUUGAUAAUAUUUUUUCAGACCAGACAGAGGAUAUAGAACAGGACACUAAUAUUAUAGUCAGUGAUCCAUCUGCUGUAGAACACUCAGGCAGAAUACAGACGGUAGUUCAAGUGCAUACUGAAGCAGAACCACAAGAAACACCAGUUACAGUCGAUUUACCACCGGUAGAGCCAACACAUACAGUAAUGGAUCCAUUUUCUCUCUUAAUGAUGAAAAUGGAACAAAUGUUUAAUAUACAGGAACAAUCACGGAUACAGCAUGAACAAGAAACUGCUAAACAGCUUGCAACUGAGAUUAAUAAUAAUUUAGAUAAACGUAUUAGCAGAGUAGACGAACGGAUUAGGACCUUGGAUGAACGCAUCAGUCAAUUAGACGAGCGUACGCAGUUAAGCUUUUCACAGUUCUCAAAAGAGAUAGAUCAAAAGCUUGAAAACCGGUUAAAUGAACACGAUUGUCUGCCAUACAGAACAACAUUUAAAAAUGUAAAGCAAGUAACCCAGGAUGUGGACAAAUUACAACAAACACACACUUAUUUGGAAACAGUAAUACGCAACAUAAAUACGCGUAUAGAAAACCUUAUGCUUGAUAAUCAAAACGUAAUAGAACAAAAAUGCAAAGAACGUAUUGUGACCACAUUUAACACAUGGCUAAAUGACAAAGACAAACAAAUUAGUACUGUUAUACAGAAGGAACUACCUGUGAUGUUACAACGAGCAGGAACACAACUGAUACAUGAAAACAACACAAAGAUUCAUGAACUCCAGACUGAAUUACAAAACGUGCAGAAAGUGCUUAAUGAAACACGUAUGCAAACAUCUCGUAACAGUUCACCGGAGUGUGUUAGUAUCACAGAAACACAACCUGAUCAUUAUGAAACGCCUUUAACUGAAAGUAGGGGGCAGACGGGCAAUAAUUUCAAUCCAACGCGUGGAGUAACAUCCGUUUAUGAAGACCAUACACAGUCAUUGGUGACUCAGGAUGCUUUAGUGAAGAAUUCACAGUUUCAGAAGAUUACCAAUGAUAGGAACGGACACCAUCCAAUUGUGUUUAUCAAAGGGAUCCGCGGAAUAAUGCCAAAAAAUUUGGUUAUCGAAGAGGGCAGACACCAUUAUGGAAAUAAUUCGUCGAAUAAUGGUAAUGGUAAUGGGCGAAACCACAAGAACAAUAGUAAUAGAAACACCUACUAUGGGAAUCAAAAUCAUUGGAAUAGUACGAAUUAUUCAGGAUGGCAGAACCUCAAUAUGAACACAAAUGGACAUGGACAAAACAAUAACGGAAACUUUUCAAAGAAACGGAAACGAGAUUUUAGAGCUAAUGCCAAUUACAAUAUAGGUAAUUUUUCAAAUAAUCAGCAAAACAUGCAACCACCACAUACCUGGUCAACACAGAAUUAUGCACAGCAGCAAUGGCAGCAACCUAGGCCACCGCAAUAUCACAACAACAGUCAUGUACAACCCCCAUACAAUACAACUAUGUCAAAUAACAUGCAGCAGCAUAUGAAUGCGCAGCCAUAG
Molecule: messenger RNA, 1608 nt
Organism: Schistocerca americana (American grasshopper)
Lineage: Eukaryota; Metazoa; Arthropoda; Insecta; Orthoptera; Acrididae
Product: myb-like protein I
Exons: 4
Coding region: 1-1608 (535 amino acids)
Source: RefSeq, a predicted model, not a curated record